Molecule: messenger RNA, 1017 nt
Organism: Metarhizium robertsii ARSEF 23
Lineage: Eukaryota; Fungi; Ascomycota; Sordariomycetes; Hypocreales; Clavicipitaceae
Product: Peptidase S1/S6, chymotrypsin/Hap, active site protein
Exons: 3
Coding region: 1-1017 (338 amino acids)
Biological process (GO): proteolysis
Molecular function (GO): serine-type endopeptidase activity
Source: RefSeq, a predicted model, not a curated record
AUGUUGCCCAAAGCUACCAUCACACUAGCUCUCGCGUUUUCUGCCACUUCAGCAGCCGCGGCGACUAUCAACAAGAGGAUCAUUGGCGGAGAGGAUGCCAACCAAGGUGAAUUUCGAUCCGUGGUCAGCAUCCAAAUGGGUGCGUUUUGCGGAGGCACUCUGCUCAACAAGUACACUGUUCUUACUGCUGCCCAUUGCGUCGAGGAGGCGGGCCGAAAUACUAUCGUAAAGGCAGGAACGGCGGAUAAUACCAAAGACGGAAAGUAUAGUGGUAUUAGGGACAAGAAAAGGCACCCUGAUUACCACUUCUAUGGUCUUUACGCUCUUCAUGACAUUGGCCUCAUCUUCUUGAAGGAGGGAUUUGACGAGAGCGAGACAAUCGCCUAUGCGAGUCUAGCAGCAAACGGCUCGGAUCCCGAGGUCACUUCCGAGGCAAUAGCCCUAGGCUGCCCACCUGAGCCCAGUGAUAAACUGAGCAAGGUUGGUCUCUCCAUUCGUCCACGCCAAGACUGCUGGAACCGCCUCUUGGAGGCAGGCAAGACUGGUGCAGAAACAAUUGUAUGCGCUGGCGGGAAUGGCAGGAAUGUAUGCAAGAACGAUAGCGGUGGUCCUCUUGUCGGCCACAAGGGACACGUCAUCGGCAUCGCGUCGUCGGUUAUAAAGGAUGCAGGAGGAAACUAUUGCAACCUGGAGCCCUCCGUGUUUACCAGAGUCGGCAGCUAUAUCGAUUGGAUCACCGAAAAUCUUGAGACGGAGCCUCCUGCGUCAACGGGAGAGCAAACAGACGUUGCGGUUCCAAGCCCGACUAGACCCGUGCCAACCAGCGUACCGACGGUGAGCGACUUCCCAGAAGGGCUGGAAGGAGUGAUCAAAGAUUUCUGUGAUAGACGUGGCCUCGGUUCUGACAACUCUUGUCCGCCCGUGGGCAAGUAUUGCCUAUGGAACGGCAAGGAGGACGGUUAUGAUUCCAUGGACGCCUGUGCGGAUGCAUUCAAAGAGGCAGGCUUGUUACACUAA